AUGAGCACCGAAUAUACAGAUAAAGAAAAAAUUGAAUCUAUGGACGAUACUAUUGAGGUACGCUCCAUGUGUAUAAAUUGUGAGAAGGAGGGGCUAAAUAAGAUUGUAAAAAUAAAUAUUCCUUAUUUUAAGAACGUUCUAAUACAUUCUUUUGAAUGCGAAUUUUGUAAUUAUAAAAAUAAUGUCAUACAAGAUUUGAAUCAAAUAAAAGAUAAAGGGGUAAAAAUAUGUAUGAAAAUAAAUAAUGAAGAAUUAUUUGAUAGGCAGUUGAUUAAAUCAGAAUAUGGUGUUUUAAAAAUACCUGAGAUAGAUUUUGAAAUACCAAAAGAAACACAAAAAGGUUCCAUUAAUACUAUUGAGGGUUUUUUACAUACAGCUUUAAAUAACCUAACCAUAUAUUUAAAAGAAAUAAAAAGUAUGUAUAAUGAGGUAAACAAUAUUACGACAAAUGGAAAAACUGAAACAAGUGAAACAAUUGAAAAAAAUGAAACAGAUGAGGUGAAAUUAAAUUCAAAGGAGGAUCUUGAACAAAAGGAUAACAAAGUAUCAACAAUAGAUGAAGAAAUAAAUAAUAAUAUUGAUGAAAAUGAUAAUGAAGAUAAUUCAGGUGCCAAUACAAAUGGAACAUGUCAACAAAUUACUAUAGAAAAUUAUAUUAAAAUGAUUGAAAAGACUGUUCAAAAUUUAAGCAAAUUUGUUAUAUUAAAAGAAUUCCCUUUUACUAUUCAAAUAAUUGACCCAUCAGGAUUGAGUUCACUAGAACAUUAUGAAGAUGAUAUAAAAUAUAAGAUAGUUGAUAUUGAAUAUUAUGAUAGAACUAAAGAAGAAUUGCAUGAACUUGGUUUUUAUGAAGAAUCUUUUGAAGAAAAUGAAAAAACAAAUGAUAUUAAUUCUAAUAUGACAGGAAUGAAUACAAAUGAGAAACAAGAUAUUAAAAAAGAAAAUUUCGAUUUUAUAAAAAAAUAUAUUCAUAUGAAUGAUAAUAAUAAUAAUGAUAAUAUACAUGCAAGUAAUAAUAAUACAAAUAGUACUAUGAAAUAUAAAACAAUAAGUAAUGAAGAAGAAGCAAAAUUAAUUGAAUCAUUUGCUUCAAAUUGUCCAUGUUGUAAUCAUAUGGGUAUGAAUAAUUUUUGUGAAAUCAAUAUACCCGGAUUUAAGAAAUGUUUAAUACUUUCUUUUGUUUGUCCAAAUUGUAAUUUUAAAACUAGUGAAAUUAAAAGUAGUGGUGAAAUUAACCCAAAGGGUAAAAAAAUUACCUUAACAGUUAAUAAUAAAAAUGAUUUGAAUAGAUUUGUAAUAAAAUCAGAAACAGCUUCUAUCAACAUUCCAGUAGUUGAACUAACAUCAGAUUAUGGUACUCUUGGUGGUACAUUAACUACUGUUGAAGGAUUAAUUAUGAAAAUUAUUGAAUCCUUGGAAGAAAAGUUUAAAUUCUUAUUAGGAGAUUCUAAUAUUAAUACUCAUCAAUAUGAAAAUGAAAAUAUACCUGAUGCACUUAAUAAAAAUGUAGAUACUACAAGUUCGAAAAUUAGGGAACUUAUUAAAAAAUUAUAUAAAUUAUGCAAAACUGAGGAGUUUUGUCCUUAUGAUUUAAUAAUUGACGACAUUGCAUCCAAUAGCUAUAUUUCUAGUGAUAUAGUAGGAGAGGAUCCAAAUUUAAAGGAAGAAGAAUACGAAAGGACCUAUGAACAAAAUGAUAUGCUUGGACUUACAUCCAUGCAGACAGAGAAUUAUUAA
Plasmodium adleri (nom. inval.) is the source of this 1737-nucleotide messenger RNA. Its product is annotated as zinc finger protein, putative. NCBI's taxonomy places the organism in Eukaryota, Apicomplexa, Aconoidasida, Haemosporida, Plasmodiidae. Gene Ontology annotation, molecular function: zinc ion binding. The coding region runs from base 1 to 1737 and encodes 578 amino acids. The transcript has a single exon. The record is from RefSeq and is a predicted model, not a curated record. Gene Ontology annotation, cellular component: nucleus; cytoplasm.